Megalobrama amblycephala (Wuchang bream) is the source of this 1966-nucleotide messenger RNA. Its product is annotated as LON peptidase N-terminal domain and RING finger protein 2-like. The transcript has 5 exons. The record is from RefSeq and is a predicted model, not a curated record. Bases 139 to 855 code for a protein of 238 amino acids. Lineage: Eukaryota; Metazoa; Chordata; Actinopteri; Cypriniformes; Xenocyprididae.
AUUUGUUAUUCCUUAUGUUGUUUCAAAAACUCAGUUUAGUGAGAUUAGUUAUUGAGGAGAUGUUUUACUUAUCCAAAGUGCACAUAUCUUUCUUUUCUGCAGUAUCUGGCCACUAGAGCGUACAACAUAACUUUUCUAAUGGAAGAAGUAUUGCAGCGCUACUUGUGUGACGAGUUAGCAGAAAGGCGAAAAGUACAUGAAGAAGAGAUGAAAGAACUGUCAAACUUGAACCAGGAAGUGCCCAUCUUUGUUUGCACCAUGGCAUUUCCUACCAUUCCCUGCCCACUGCAUGUUUUUGAGCCUCGAUACAGGCUUAUGAUACGCAGAUCUAUGGAAACGGGAACCAAACAGUUUGGCAUGUGCAUUGCUGAUGAACUAAAAGGGUUUGCAGACCACGGCUGUAUGCUGCAGGUGAGAGAUGUCAAGUUUUUUCCUGAUGGACGCUCUGUGGUGGACACCAUAGGCAUUGCUCGUUUCAAAGUGCUCAGUCAUGGGCAGAGAGAUGGAUACCACACAGCCAAGAUUGAAUAUUUAGAGGAUAAGAAGGUUGAAGGAGAGGAGUUGACAGAGCUCCUGAAAUUGCAUGACUCAGUGUAUGAUCAGGCCAUGGCCUGGUUCACUUCACUUAAAGAUGAUAUGAAGAGCCAAAUCAUCAGCCAUUUUGGGCAGCUGCCUGUCAAAGACUCUGAUCCACAGGGGAAUCCCAGUGGCCCUGCGUGGUGUUGGUGGCUGUUGGCUGUGUUGCCGCUGGAAAACAAAGCCCAGCUGACCAUCCUUGCCAUGAACACUCUUAAGGACCGGCUGAUUGCCAUCCGCAGGGUCCUCAUUUUUGUAACUCGCAAGCGCCCUCGGUGAUAAAUGAGGAUUUUUCAAAAUUAACCCAUAGCUUGGGAAUGCUGCCCCAGGCUGGGGUCACAGAGGUGUCUUCCAGUAGCCAUUUUGGUCAGUUAUUGCAUAAUGCAGCCCUCACCAAUUAGUGAAAUUGUGCAAUAAUAAAGUCUGCAUAUUAAUAUGGUAAUUUAGACUUAUCAAUUAGCAGUGGUGUUAUAUUAUAAUGUAGUCAUUGUAUGAAAGCGCUUGUAAAUGAUGGCCUACAUUAGGAAGCUCUCCUUUAGUUCAGGUGCAGUCAGACCGUACACAAGUUUUACAGUAGCAACAAACAUUAUGAAAACAGUGGUAACUUUUUUCUUAAGCACUUUCUGCUGUUUGAAAAUAUCACCUCUGUUUUGUGCCUAGAUUGUGUGUAAGGCUGACCAAAUGCUUCCCAUGGGCUUGCAAGGAUCAAUACUGGCCUUAUUAUGUGUUAGGGAAGAAAAAAAAACUCUGCUUAAUUUUGCAAAUGAGCAGCCACCUUAUUUCCAUAGUGUGAAAUGUCUUGACUUUGACUUAAUAUAAAAUUACAUGUAUUGUAACUAUGCUUUCUCUCUCUAUCUUUAUUUCUUAUAUCCAUUUUGAUGUCUAGUUAAUUCAGAAACUAUAAAUUCAGUCAUAAAUUGCAAUGUUCUGCUGAUGUCCAUUCAUUUUUCCCCAUGGAUAUAAAAUAGUCUUGUAGGCCAUACUCUCCAAGCUUGAAUACAGCCUUAAUGAUAUUUAGUAACAACCACAGGUGAUUUUUAUAUUUUUUUCUUCUUUUUCUUAAAUUGAAUCGUCAAUGGGGAAAAAAUUGUGUGAAGUCAUACUGUAAAUUUUAAGAAACAGGCAAUCUUUUUUUUAUGUGACGCAUAAUAUACAAGACUGUGAUGGGUGGCUUAUGUCUAUUUAAUAACCUUUAUAGUCUAUAAGAGGCCAUUGAAUAUUCACACUCUUUUUCUUCUCAUUUUCAUUCUUGUCUUUUUGUGAUGAGCAUGUCUUGUGUAUAUCCAUUAUCUACCAUUUCCUGUGCAAGUUACUACUUAGAUGCUGCAUUUUUUCAUGUAAAUUUGUACAUCAAUAUAAAAUAAAACACAUUUUGUAUUUUAAAGCAAAA